AUGUGUGCAACAGCUUUCGUCCUUCUAUCCUCUGUACAAGCGGCCCCCCAAGGAGGAUCUCAAGAUACUUCCCAAGAUACUUCCCAAGGUCAAGGAUCUCAAGAUGCUUCGCAAGAUGCUUCCCAUGGUCAUGGUCGUCUAACUCAAUUGGAAUCAGCAGGCAAAUUAAUCGGCCAAGCGUGGGGUGCAAUUAUGCCCGAUUCUGUAAAUCAAGCUGCUAUUGCGGGAGCAGCCGGAAUGUAG
Messenger RNA from Lichtheimia ornata, 243 nucleotides. RefSeq lists its product as uncharacterized. The coding region runs from base 1 to 243 and encodes 80 amino acids. Lineage: Eukaryota; Fungi; Mucoromycota; Mucoromycetes; Mucorales; Lichtheimiaceae. The record is from RefSeq and is a predicted model, not a curated record. The transcript has a single exon.